GGUGCCAUUGUUUCAUCCAUCUGGUUUGCAUUUAAUUGCACAAUUUAUGUUGCAAGCACCUAUCAACCAUCAAUAUGCUAUCUCUUUUCAGCUGAAGCGGCCAAGAAGAAUGAGGACGGAACACAGAAGACUCUUAAGGGAAAAUUUAAAGCCAAAAUAGCCCCAGGGGAGAACACAGCUGCGGAGGCUGAGCUGGAGCGACAAAUAACAAAAGAAGAUUUUGUGAAGAUGGAAGUACUUGGACAGUUCAAUCUGGGAUUCAUAAUUGCCCGGCUGCGCAACGACCUAUUCAUCAUCGAUCAGCAUGCGACUGAUGAGAUUUAUAACUUCGAAACACUACAAACUACAACUAAAUUACAAUCGCAGCCAAUGGUGGUCCCCAAGUUACUCGAACUGACAGCUCCCCAGGAAUCGAUCCUCCUCGAUGAGCUGCCAAUAUUCGAGAAGAAUGGAUUUCGAUUUACUGUGGACCAAAGCGAGGGUGCAAUGAUAGGUCGUCGCGUCCGCCUCAGCGCUGUACCGAAUUCUAAGAACACUGUGUUUGGUGUAUCAGACGUCGAAGAAAUGAUUCAUACACUCAGCGACACGCCAGGAGUGCUUUGUAGGCCCACAAAAGUGCGCAAGAUGUUUGCUAUGCGUGCGUGCAGGAAAAGUAUCAUGAUCGGGACGGCUUUGAAAAAGCGGAAGAUGAAGGAGAUGCUCGUGCACAUGGGCGAGAUCAAUUUGCCGUGGAAUUGUCCGCACGGACGGCCAACUAUGCGGCACCUGCACACACUGACCGAGGACUCGUGAGGAUAGUACAGUACAAUAUUCGAGUAAAAAUACGUAAGUUUCCAUGUAGAGUUCUAUCUGCGUUUUGUAUUUAC
This is a messenger RNA of Sphaeroforma arctica JP610, 866 nucleotides long. RefSeq lists its product as hypothetical. Gene Ontology annotation, molecular function: ATP binding; ATP-dependent DNA damage sensor activity; ATP hydrolysis activity. Gene Ontology annotation, biological process: mismatch repair. The transcript has 4 exons. Gene Ontology annotation, cellular component: MutLalpha complex. NCBI's taxonomy places the organism in Eukaryota, Ichthyosporea, Ichthyophonida. The record is from RefSeq and is a predicted model, not a curated record. The annotation marks the transcript as partial.